Molecule: messenger RNA, 2751 nt
Organism: Macrosiphum euphorbiae (potato aphid)
Lineage: Eukaryota; Metazoa; Arthropoda; Insecta; Hemiptera; Aphididae
Source: the annotation of a GenBank genome assembly
AUGCAGUGCAAGUGCGGCCUUUGGUGCGCGUUCCUCGUAUUAUUGGCCGUGUCUGCCGUUUCUGCCACUCAACUUAUCAAAGAUGACUUGAUGGUGGUGAUUCCUACCAGUAUGCCGGCUGACGACGGGCGAAUCGUUGCCGACUACCGCCGGCAGCGCAACGCAACAACCAGGUCGGUUAUCGGCGCUCUCAGGAGAACGACGACGCCGCCACAUCACCGGGCAGGAUCCGGGCCGGUUUCGCCGCUGGACGUGCUGCCGGAUGUCAACGAGUCGUCUAUGCCCCGCGUCAAGAAGAAGAUCAAACACAAGCGGACAUGGGAUGAACCCGAGGCCCAAGGAUCCGAAGUGCGAAACGCCACGUCCAAGCGGCCGGACCGGAUCAAGACCCGUAGGCGGUUGUUGGUGCCGUCCUCGAGCACGGCCAGGGCACUCCGGACUGCGGCCGUGUCGUCACCUCAAGAAGAAUCGUACUACGAUUUUGGCAAAAAGAUCAGACACCCGGCACUGUCGCAGCCGCCGUCCCCGCAGUCCACUGUAGACGGGCUCAACGCGCCGUCGGACUCGGAGACCCGAACGUCAGUCAGGUUGCCGGUGGUCGUCCAGCAAGUGAUGCAGGACGUUACUCCCCGAACCAGAGCCCCCGGACCACCACCACAUAACCGCAACCACAGUACUGUGGCCACGACCAGGCGACCCACGGAGAACUCGGCAGCAGUGGAGUGCUUGUACCCGAGGUUCAGCAGACGGAACAACAAAACGCGGGCGAGGAGGGACGUGCGGUGCUUGACGGAAUCGGAUGGUAGGACCACGAGAAUACUAUCAACUGUCGUCACGUCAGUGUCGGUCAGGGGGAGCCCACAGAAGAGAAACGAUUCGACAGCUGACCUAGGUCGUCAUUCCAUCGACAACCACCGCCCAGACGCCAACAAUGGUGACGACGCGACUGGCGCGUACAACCCCGGACCGCCUACGUCUACAGCGAGUCCGGACUCCGCGGUGUCAGCGUACCCAAAAUACCUCCGAAACCGGUACCGGAACAUAUCGCUGCCCGAAUACUUGGAGAUCACCAAAGUCAACCAGAGACGGUUGAACGGCACGACUGUGGCCGGAGCUGCGUCCAUAGCUCCCACCACGGCCUUCACUACUACCACCACCACCAUUAUCACCACCACCACUACCGCCGCAACGACAGCCACCUCCGCCUUUGCGUCGGCUUCCAGUCCGUCAUCCCCGGAUAAUCCAGUCGAUGGCAUCACCGAAAUGCUGGACGCGUCCACAACCGGCGACCGGUCUUCCACCGACAACCCUCAGCCACCUCCCACCGACUUGCAAGAUUUCAUCUACUUGAACAACGGUACGUCGGAAGCGCCUGCCGACUAUAUCGCCACUGAUGUCACCGCCACGGUUGCCUCCACCGCCCACACCACAACCACAGUCGACGCAGCCGUCGAAGCCCGUCAGAGGAGGCCUCUGCUACAGCGUGGCAACGUCACCAGGCCGUCGGCCGAACACGAUGUGGGUGUAGUGUAUCCAGACGGGCUAGCCACUUCCGUGUACUUUUUAACGUUUUUGGCCAUCGUUCCGUUGGUAUUAGUAAUUGUUUUCGCGUUCAAGCUGGCCAUGCGGCGAAAAAAGAAGAAGGUGUUUGACAGUUCGGAAUAUUCUUCCGAGUACAACCGCAGCCCGCUGGACUUCAACACUAUUACGUCGUCGCCCAUCACCACGAAACUUCCCAGGGUCCCGCAGCACAUCGUGUGGGACGCGGAGAAGACGCCCGCCGUCCCGGUGCCGAUGAGCAACAGCCGUUGGGAGUUCCCCCGGGAAAAGCUGCGGCUCCAGACCAUACUCGGUCAAGGCAAUUUCGGUCAGGUGUGGAAGGCCGAGGCGGACGACAUUAACGGACACGAGGGCCUAACCAGGCUCGUCGCGGUGAAAAUGGUCAAGGAGGACGCGGCGUCUCGGGAGAGAGAAGAUCUGAUCAGAGAACUGAGUAUUAUGCAACAUCUUGGGUCGCAUCCGAACGUCGUCACGUUGCUGGGAUGCUGUACGGAGAAAGAACCGUAUUUACUGAUCAUGGAGUACGUUAUGUACGGAAAACUAUUGGCGUUCCUUAGAGAUCGGCGGACACGAUCGCAUUAUUUUAAUUUUAGCGACUCGACUGCUUCGCUCACGUCUAGAGAUUUAACCAUGUUUGCAUAUUGCGUAGCACGAGGAAUGGAUUUUCUGGUCUCGAAAAAAAUAGUGCACAGGGACUUGGCCGCGAGAAACGUAUUGGUCGACCACAAUAAGUUAUGCAAAAUAGCCGAUUUCGGUAUGUCUCGCAAUGUCCGAGACACCAACCAGAUCUACGAGCAAAGACAUACCAAGGGUGCUUUGCCUAUCCGUUGGAUGGCACCAGAGUCGUUGCACUAUAGUAUAUUCACAUACAAGACUGACGUGUGGAGCUUCGGUGUACUGAUGUGGGAGAUCGUCACUCUAGGUUCAACCCCUUACUGCACGAUGGGCGCCCGCGAAGUAAUGAGACGCGUGCGCGAAGGCUACAGGCUGGACAAACCGGCGCAUUGUCGAUCCGAACUGUUCAGGGUGAUCACCAAGUGUUGGGCGGCCGACCCGUCCAAACGACCCACAUUCGGCGAGCUAAAACAAGAGCUGGGUGCACUCCUGGAAAACCCAGAGUUUGAGGGCAGCUACGUGGACCUAGAGAGUCUCGUCGACGAGUCGGACGGAAAUGCCAAGGACAGACAAUAA